GAGACGAUCGAUUCAAUUUGGCCUAAAAAGAACUCUCAAUCUGCACAGCGUCUUUAUUAUUCUACUCUUUGGUUUUCGAAUCCAAGUCUCGCAAACGGCAAAUCCAAAUCCUAGGGAACUCCAUUCGAAGCGUAGAAACUUGUUCAAGCAGUCUUCGCUGGUGCAGCUAUGGCGACUAUGGUGAGCUCGGCCUGUGGGCUCCUAGCCAUGCUGAACGAGGCCCAUCCCUUGCUCAAGCUCCACGCUUUGUCCAACCUCAACAACUUGGUCGACAACUUUUGGCCCGAGAUCUCCGCCAGCGUACCCGUCAUAGAAAGUUUGUAUGAAGAUGAAGGGUUUGAUCAGCAUCAAAGACAACUGGCUGCAUUGCUUGUGUCAAAGGUUUUCUAUUAUUUGGGUGAACUUAAUGACUCACUUUCCUAUGCCCUUGGAGCUGGUUCCUUAUUUGAUGUGUCAGAGGAUUCUGAUUAUGUCCAUACUCUUCUAGCUAAAGCCAUAGAUGAGUAUGCCAGUCUUAAGUCUAAGGCAGCAGAAUCACGUACUGAAGCAGCAAAUGUGGAUCCUAGAUUGGAGGCAGCUAAAGGUAUAAUUGAGUAUCCCCGUCUUAAGUCUAAGGCAGCAGAAUCAAGUACUGAAGCAGCAAAUGUGGAUCCUAGAUUGGUGGCAAUUGUAGAGAGAAUGCUGAAUAAGUGUAUCAUGGAUGGAAAAUAUCACCAAGCUAUGGGGAUUGCAAUUGAAUGCCGAAGAUUGGAUAUACUUGAGGAAGCAAUCAUAAAAAGUGAUAAUGUUCAAGGAACUCUGUCAUAUUGCAUAAAUGUUUCACAUUCCUUUGUUAAUCUUAGAGAAUAUAGGCGUGAGGUACUUCGCCUUCUAGUCAACGUGUAUCAAAAGCUUCCCUCCCCAGAUUACUUGAGCAUUUGUCAGUGUCUCAUGUUCUUAGAUGAACCUGAAGGUGUUGCAAGCAUAUUGGAAAAGCUUUUGCGCUCUGAAAACAAGGAUGAUGCACUCUUGGCAUUUCAAAUAGCCUUUGAUCUCAUAGAGAAUGAACAUCAAGCUUUUCUCUUAAGUGUGAGAAAACGCCUUUCCCCUCCCAAGCCUCAGCCUUCAGAAUCUCCGCAGCCAGAAUCCAGUGAAGCUGCUCCAAAUGAAAAUUCUGCUCAAGAGGAUGUUCAAAUGACAGAUGGAGGACCUGCUUCUAAUGUGAGUGUGCUUGAAGAUCCGAAUGAAGUGAUGUAUUCUGAGAGGCUGACAAAAAUUAAAGGAAUUUUGUCUGGAGAGACAUCAAUACAGUUGACUCUACAAUUUUUGUACAGUCAUAACAAGUCCGAUCUUCUUAUUCUGAAGACAAUAAAGCAGUCGGUUGAGAUGAGAAAUAGUGUAUGCCAUAGUGCAACCAUUUACGCUAAUGCAAUUAUGCAUGCUGGAACAACUGUGGACACGUUUCUUAGGGAGAAUCUGGACUGGUUAAGCAGAGCCACAAAUUGGGCAAAAUUCAGUGCAACAGCAGGGUUAGGUGUUAUUCACAGAGGCCACUUGCAGCAGGGAAGAUCGCUGAUGGCACCUUACUUGCCUCAAGGUGGGGCUGGUGGUGGUGGCAGUCCGUACUCAGAAGGUGGUGCUUUGUAUGCUUUGGGUCUCAUUCAUGCCAACCAUGGCGAAGGCAUCAAACAAUUUCUUCGUGAUAGUCUACGCAGUACUAAUGUUGAGGUUAUUCAACAUGGUGCAUGCUUAGGUCUUGGCUUAGCAGCCUUAGGAACUGCUGAUGAAGAGAUCUAUGAUGACUUUAAAGGUGUGCUCUAUACUGACAGUGCUGUAGCAGGCGAAGCUGCUGGGAUCAGUGUGGGUCUGCUUAUGGUUGGAACUGCUAGUGAGAAGGCUAGUGAGAUGCUUGUUUAUGCACAUGAGACACAACAUGAAAAGAUCAUCAGGGGGUUAGCUUUGGGAAUUGCCCUGACGGUAUACGGAAGAGAAGAAGAAGCAGACACUUUAAUUGAGCAGAUGACAAGGGAUCAGGAUCCCAUACUACGUUAUGGUGGUAUGUAUGCAUUGGCACUGGCCUACAGUGGGACAGCAAACAACAAGGCCAUUCGACAGCUGCUGCAUUUUGCUGUGUCUGAUGUGAGUGAUGAUGUCAGGAGAACUGCCGUUCUAGCACUUGGGUUUGUCUUGUACUCCGAGCCAGAGCAGACACCAAGAAUUGUCUCCCUGCUAUCUGAGUCUUACAACCCGCAUGUUCGAUAUGGUGCUGCUCUUGCAGUUGGCAUUUCCUGUGCUGGUACUGGCUUGAGUGAGGCCAUAUCUUUGCUAGAGCCUCUGACUUUAGAUGUUGUUGAUUUUGUGCGCCAAGGUGCUCUCAUCGCAAUGGCUAUGGUCAUGGUCCAGAUUAGUGAAGCCAGUGAUUCUCGUGUAGGAGCUUUCAGGCGGCAAUUGGAGAAAAUUAUCCUUGAUAAGCAUGAAGACACCAUCAGCAAAAUGGGAGCAAUCUUGGCCUCUGGAAUUCUUGACGCUGGUGGAAGGAAUGUGACCAUCAGAUUGCUUUCUAAAACAAAACAUGAUAAGGUCACUGCAGUUGUCGGCCUUGCUGUUUUCAGCCAGUUUUGGUAUUGGUAUCCCCUUAUUUAUUUCAUAAGCUUGGCAUUCUCACCAACAGCUUUGAUAGGACUAAACUCUGACCUGAAAGUUCCGAAGUUUGAGUUCCUGUCACAUGCAAAACCUUCACUGUUUGAAUAUCCGAAACCAACCACUGUGCCAACUGCUGCAUCGGCUGUUAAACUUCCCACAGCUGUCUUGUCAACAUCAGCUAAGGCCACGAAAGCCAGGGCCAAGAAAGAAGCAGAUCAGAAGGCAAAUGCUGAAAAGUUAACUGGGGCAGAGGCUUCCUCUGCUAGUGCAAAUACUGGGAAAGGAAAACCAUCAAGUGAGAAGGAUGGGGAUUCAAUGCAAGUUGAUGGCCCAACUGAAAAGAAAUCAGAGCCUGAGCCCUCUUUUGAGAUUUUGACCAACCCAGCUAGGGUGGUUCCUUCUCAGGAGAAAUUUAUCAAAUUUCUGGAAGAAAGUAGAUAUGUGCCCAUUAAGUUGGCACCUUCAGGCUUUGUGCUCUUGAGAGACCUGCGGCCAACUGAACCCGAGGUGCUUUCACUUACGGACACUCCCUCUUCUACAGCGUCACCAGCUGGUGGAUCAGCAACAGGACAGCAGGGUUCUGCAUCAACCAUGGCAGUUGAUGAGGAACCUCAGCCUCCUCAGCCCUUUGAAUACACUCCUAAUCAAUGAGCGAGGCAGAAGAUGUAUUCUACAGUGUUCAGUAAGAUUUUUCUCCUUCUGUACAGUGAGGAAACAAUAGAUUUGGCACUUUCUUUUUUCUUUUCACAUGUGUUCCUUUUAAUGUAUCUUUGUUUCAAAGACCUUUAGUUAUCAUCUUAUUUCUUUUUCUUGCUAGUCAGAAUGACGCUAUAAAUAUGCAGUUGAUUUGUUGGCUUGCUUGCUUUACUAGUUAAAAUUUUAAAUUUUCCCGGCCACAAUGUAGUCAUGAUUAUUUGUAACUAUCAUGUAUGGUGUAAAAAUGGAUGGAUCCAUUACGUUUUGGGUUGAUUACAAAUAGAGAUAACACGUCCUUACAUGUGGUAGUUGCAUAUUACCACAUCGAUA
Molecule: messenger RNA, 3648 nt
Organism: Prunus avium (sweet cherry)
Lineage: Eukaryota; Viridiplantae; Streptophyta; Magnoliopsida; Rosales; Rosaceae
Product: 26S proteasome non-ATPase regulatory subunit 1 homolog A-like
Biological process (GO): proteasome-mediated ubiquitin-dependent protein catabolic process; regulation of protein catabolic process
Cellular component (GO): nucleus; proteasome regulatory particle, base subcomplex; proteasome storage granule
Molecular function (GO): enzyme regulator activity
Source: RefSeq, a predicted model, not a curated record